Molecule: messenger RNA, 7540 nt
Organism: Scylla paramamosain (green mud crab)
Lineage: Eukaryota; Metazoa; Arthropoda; Malacostraca; Decapoda; Portunidae
Product: endoribonuclease Dicer-like
Exons: 12
Coding region: 184-4701 (1505 amino acids)
Biological process (GO): apoptotic DNA fragmentation; pre-miRNA processing; siRNA processing
Cellular component (GO): cytoplasm; nucleus; RISC complex
Molecular function (GO): ribonuclease III activity; ATP binding; DNA binding
Source: RefSeq, a predicted model, not a curated record
AGCGACGUCAGCGGGACGGCAGGCGGUCAGCUGAGCGGGAGACGUGAGUGGUACCUAUACGUAUUGGCCUUCCCGGACUCGAGGAACAACGUGUGCUGGUCAUUCACCAUAAAUUAAUGUUCUAUACUCACUUGGCGGGAGGCACCCAACAAAUAGAAUGGCCCUUAAUUAAGAGAAACCUGCAUGUAUGGAGAAUUUACAACAAUGGCCAGCCUAUAUAGUGAUGAGGCAUCUUUCUCUACAGAAAGUAAAGCAACAGACUUCAUACCAAGAGCUUACCAACUGGAACUCUACGAACAUGCCAAGAAGCGGAAUUCCAUUCUUGUUCUGGGUACAGGGUCAGGCAAGACCUUCAUUUCCAUACUGCUCAUCAAAGACCUUGGAUAUCAGAUUCGAAAGUCAUUAAAAGAAAAUAGAAAAUGGACAGUGUUUGUGGUUAACACAGUUCCCCUAGUGUACCAGCAAGGACAUGCAAUACACAAACACACUGCAUUUGACGUUGGUAUGUUUGAACGUUCAAGAGGAAUUGACAUCUGGACAGAUGAAGAUUGGAAAGAAGAACUGAACAAAAAUGAAGUUCUUGUGUUAGUUGCUCAAAUCUUCCUGGAUCUCAUACUUCAUUCUCAGAUGUCCUUGGCAGAUGUCAAUCUGCUUAUCCUUGAUGAGUGUCAUCAUGCUACAGGGAACCAUCCCAUGCGUGAAAUUAUGAGGACAUAUGAGCGUCUUAAAGCCCACAAACCUGAGCUCUGUCCAAGAGUACUGGGUCUUACUGCUUGUGUAAUUCACAAGAAAUGUAAGUUUGAUGAUGUAAGAAAUCAAAUCAAAGAACUGGAAAAAACAAUGUUUUCUGCUUUAACAACUUCAGUAGAUGCUCAAGCAGUAAAGAAACACACCACUGCAGCCAAAGAGGUUGUAAUUUGCUUUCCUUCAUGUGAAGUUUCAGAAUAUGCAGAAAAUGUUCAAGCACAAUUAAUUGGUAUUAAGAGUGAGAUAGAUGAAAUGGAAAAUAUUGAUGAGAAACAAAAAAAAGUGUUGAAAAAAAAGUUAGACAACAUUAGUGAGAUCAUGGGUCAUCUGGGAGACUGGUGUGGGGCCAGAGCUGUCAAAUUUGAAAUGGAAAAUUUUGAAGAAACAGAAGACUUUGAAGAAAUACCAGCUGUAAGAGAUUUAAAGAAGCUUCUUUGCCAAAGAUUGGAAUUAAUUUAUAAGUAUUGUUGUGAUGAGGAGAAGAAAAUGUUCCAACCAUUAAGUCAUGCCUCUGAAAAAGUUAAAAGGUUGUGUGAUAUAUUGUCAGUGUGUAAGAAUGAUGUGUGUGGGCUUAUCUUUGUAGAAAGAAGAAACACAGCCAAGUUGUUGUAUGACUUUCUCCUGGAAGCUGCAAAGUUGUACAAAGAACUUUCUUUCAUUAAGCCUGCAUAUGUUAUAAGUGCCAAUUCUAGGUAUUCUACUGAUAUCAAUUUGCUUCAGAAUGAACUUAAGAAACAAAAGCAAACUUUAAUGGCAUUUUCCAGAGGAGAGAGUAAUUUUUUGAUCUCAACAAGUGUUUUAGAAGAAGGUUUAGAUGUUAGAAAAUGCAAUGCAGUGAUUCGCUUUGACAGAGCGAUGAAUUUUCGUUCUUAUAUCCAGUCCAGAGGGAGGGCUAGAGCUGUCCCUGCAAAAUAUAUCCUAAUGAUUGAAGAAAGUGGUUUAGAUGAUCUCUUGUCAUCUGUUAGGUUAUACAGAGAAAUUGAAUCUGUUUUAACAGAUAUCUGCAAUAACCGAGAGUUGCCCACAGACUUGGAAACAAGCCUUCAUUUUGCAGAAGAUGAGCAUGUGCCUCCUUAUGAGCCAUUUGGCCCAGAUGGUCCUAGAAUCACUUUUAAUUCUGCCAUAUCCCUUAUUAACGUGUAUUGUGGAAAGCUACCCCAAGACAAAUUCACUGAGUUGGUACCUGAAAUUGUUUAUGAGACAUCCACUGAGGAUGAGGAAAACAGGAUUGUUGCUGGCAUUAAACUACCUAUAAAUUCAUGUUUGAAAGAAACUGUGUAUGGGGAUUACAUGAAAAACAGGGAGCAUGCCAAAAAGAGUGCUGCAUUAGCACUCUGUAAAAAGCUUCAUGAGAUGAAAGAACUGGAUGACCGCCUCCGUCCAGCAGAAAAAUCAGAGAAAAAUAUGUUAGAUGAUCUCAUACAGGUGCCACCAGAAGAGCCUGCUGAGAGUGGCAUGCCUCAGCCUGGCACUAAAAAGCGUAGGCAGAUUUAUAACAGAGAGGUGUGUCAGGCCCUUUCUGUCACAAAAAAAAGUUUCAAGCUGUAUGAGGUUGUUGUGAAAUCAAAACCAUUCAGCUCAAAUCAAGUAACAGUUGAUUCAGAGGAUAUGAACAUGUCAGUGGGGUUGCUUUGCAAGGAGACUCUGAGACUUCCUUCAUUCCCAUUAUACUCACCAAAAUGGAAUGAGGUGAUAGUUAGAAUUCGGUUAAUUAAUGAGUCCAUUCACCUUGAUCAUAAAACUGUUAAUCAUGUUGAGUAUUUUCACAAAAUUGUCUUUGAGACUUUGCUUGAUAUCAGUCCAACUCUGUUUGAUUAUUAUCCUCAAAAGACAAGUCUGCUAAUUUUACCAUUGAUAGGAGGCCAGAUUGAUGUUCCUCUCCUCUCAGACAUUGCUUCCAGAGAGACUUUAAGAGUGUUUGAGGCAGAAACUCCUCCUAACAGAAUAUUCAACUUUGUAAGAUCUGAUUUUGAGGAUGCCAUUAUUUACCCUCUCUAUGUAACCAAGUCUGAUGAACCCAUGUAUUAUAUCACAGAAAUUGAGGAUCAUAUGAGUCCUCAAGAUAAAUUCCCUGAUAAACAUUACAACUCUUAUAAAGACUAUUUCCAUUUAAGAUACAACAGAGAGAUAAGCAAUAAGUGUCAACCAUUAUUAACAGCAAAGCAUUUGCCAAAAGAUCUUAAUAACUUGAAAAUGAUUGUCCAAAGAGGAAGAGGGAAAAAGAAAGGUCAGGAACCUCCUAAGCUUAUGCCAGAGUUAUGUGGCAUUUUGCCACUUAGAGCCUCCCUAUGGUGGCAAAUCAUGAUGAUGCCAUCUGUGCUCCAUCGUCUCAAUAGCUUAUGUGUGGCAGAAGAAAUGAGCAACAUGAUGACUCCCCCAGACUCUCAUGUCAUAUCCAGAUGGCAGUGUAAUGAGACUGAUAACUUGGAUUUUGAUUGGUUAUCUAAGUUCAUCAAGGAAAUAAUGCAGCAUACUAGAAACAAUUUACCAGUAAUCCUAGCCAAUGCUGAACCCAAACCCAUUCAGCCCUUCAUGAUUCUGAAUGCACUCACACUACAAGGAUCAAAUGAUAACUUUGACAUAGAGAGACUGGAAGUGUUGGGAGAUUCCUUCCUUAAAUAUACUGUUGCUGAGUAUCUAUUUUUGAAGUAUCCUUUGGAGCAUGAAGGAACACUUUCCCAGCGACGUAGCCAGUUUGUUAGCAACAAAACCUUAUACUCCCUUGGGAAAGUUAAAAAGAUACCAGAGAAAAUUCAGUCUAUUAUAUUGAAUCCAAAAUUCAAUGGAAUUUUGCCAGGAUUUGUCCUGAAACCAGAAAUGGAACUCCAGCUUCAAGAAAUUAAGGCUCCUCAUGAUAUGUGGACAAGAUCUGCUGAUGUGACUAUGGAACAAUUGAAGGAGGAAAUAAAGAAAAUGGAAGAUGGAAGCAGAAAACCAUGCUACAACCCAUGGACACAACAUGAAGUCUCUGACAAGAGUGUUGCAGACAGUGUUGAGGCUCUUAUUGGUGUCUCCUUGCUCGUCGGUGGCCGUGAGACAGCCAUGAAUUUUCUCAGCAACUUAGGCAUGGAAGUCUUUAAUGGCACUUCAUUGAAAUCUGGUUUACCUGUACCAUCAGCUCUACUAAGCAAAGAGAAAUGGGCAAAUGAAGAAAUGCUCAGGUAUUAUGAAAAAUAUUGCCUUGACCGCCUUGAAGAAAAGAUCCAGUACACUUUCAAAGAUAAAAGCUUUAUUGUCCAGGCUACAACUCACAGCUCUUUCUGCCAAAACAAAGUGACUGAUUGCUACCAGAGACUUGAAUUUUUGGGGGAUGCUAUCCUAGAUUACUUAGUGACGGGGAUAGUGUUCUUCAACCAUGCUGAUUACACACCUGGUCAGAUGUCAGACCUUAGGUCAUAUUACGUGAAGAAUGAAACUUUGGCAAGAGCAGCUGUCAGGAAGAAUUUGCAGUGUCAUUUACUGUAUCUUGCCCCCAAGCUUCAGGCCUCGAUUGACAAGUUUAUUAACCUCUUCCAAAAUGGACUUGAUGAUGAUGAGGAAAUUUUCACAGAAGAUGAUGCUGUGGAUUUGGAGGAUGUGGAAGUCCCCAAAGCUCUUGGAGAUCUGAUAGAGGCCAUCAUUGGUGCUGUCUAUCUUGAUAGUGGGAAAUCCUUGCAGAGAGCAUGGGAUGUGGUGCAGGUCCUCAUGGGUGAUAUAAUAGAAGAAACCCUGAAGAGGAAAGACAUCCCCAUCAAUUGUGUUCGCAAACUGUAUGAAAUGGUGCCUUCUGGAAUUAAAUUUGUCAAGAUACCCUAUCAGGAGGCUGAUGGCAAGGCAACCUAUGAGCUUCAAAUUCCUGGCCUACCCCCAUUGAUCAGAAGUGGGAAGAAUUAUGAUGUUGCCAAGAUAGUGGCAGCAAAGGCAGGACUCCGUUUGCUAAAGGAGAAAGAAAGGGAACGGGAUUCUGCAUGGUGAUAGGACAUUCAAAGCCAGACAAAAAUUCACUCAGGCCUUAAUGAUCAUCUUGGCCUGACUGGUGACAUGACAGACUUAAACACUUCCCAUUACCUAUUUAUCAUACUGUUAAUUUUCUGGGUUUCCAUGAAGUUCCAUAAAUGGGCAUGAUAUAUGGACUAUUCUAUACUGGUAUAUAAAGAAACAAUAUUAUGACCUGUAGAUAUGUAUUUUGUAUUAAUUUUUUCUAGGAUAGGUAGUAUUAUAUAGGGUAGUAUUAUAUAGGGUUUUAUAUGUAGUGGCAGGUAAAGCCUGAAGUUCAUUGAGAAGAUGGUUCCUGUUUUACAACCACUAUUUUUUAUUUUAUUUUGUUUUAUUUUAUUUUAUUUUAUUUUAUUUCAUUUAUUUAUUUAUUUUUAUUUAUGUGUGUGUGUGUGUGUGUGUGUGUGUGUGUGUGUGUGUGUGUGUGUGUGUGUGUGUGUGUGUGUGUGUGUGUGUGUGUGUGUGUGCGUGCAUGCGUGCGUGUGUGCGUGCGUGCGCGUGCGCACGCACAUGCAUGUGCAUGUGUGUGUGUAAGUAAAUAUAAGAUUUAGAUUAAGAGUUUAUUUUAGAAAUAAGGAUGAAAUUCUGUUGAUUUAGAGAUAAGAGUAUCAUAAUAUAUCUGUAAAAGUUUUUUAGAUAACUUCUUAGAGAGAAUGGAAUUAGAUUUGUAUUCUUAACUUUUUGCUUUACUUUUGUCAGUGAAAACUAUAGACAGAAUGUGAAAGCUCACCUGAUAGUCAUAUGUAGUACAAUCAUUCCUGCCAGAAAGCUUCUGUCCUUAAAUAUAAAUGUAAGGAAGCUCUUUAAUAAUGAAUUCUUUAAUCCCAAAAAAAAAAAAAAUGUGUUGCAUUGUGAUACUUUAGUAUACAGAAGGAAAUGAUCAAAGCAUACAUGAUCAGAAUAUGACUAAAGUUUAGAGAUUUUACCGUAUAAUAAUAGAUAUAGAUGUGAAGAAACAUUCUUGAUAACUAUUAUAGUGCUCAUCGUUUUUAUAUAUUCAGUAUUCCUCCUUUUUUCUUUCUUGAACAUUUGUUUAUGUAUUUAAGGCACCAUUCAGUAAAAAUAGGUAUUUCUUGAAAAAUCAAUUUUCCACAGAAAAAAAGUUCAAUGAUGUGGCAAUGUCAAAGAGUUCUCAAAGCUGUACCCUGUUUUUAGUGCUCUGGAUGUGUGUCCCUUUAAAUCUUUCCAUGUGCUCAGUAAGGAUUUGAUUAAAUGGACAUCAUGUCUCAGUUUCUGCAACAUAAAACCAACUGUUAUAAUUGUUUAGGUAUUAUUUUUUGUUGUCAACACGUGGCAGGUUACAUAAUACAUCAUGUUAUACUAUCAAAAAAUCUUAUGAAAAUAUUGGUGCCUUAUGACCAUUUAAUCAAGUGAAAAUGAUUCUUUGUUUUCGUAUUGUGUAUUUUGUUGUAAUAUAAGUGUAUAUUUUUAUACUAGUGCUUUAAAGAAUGAAUUAACAUAACUCUGUGAAGAGAAUAUUGAUAUAUUUUGUUGAAAGGAAGGUGUUUUAGGGUGGUCAUAAAAAGUACUGAAGUAGGUCUUUGUUAAAGUGGUGGUAGACUGGGUUCUGUUCCCCCUAAAUGAUGAAUUUAUAUAUUUACAAGUGUUACAAGAAUUGAUUGCAUCUUUCCUUGUAAUGGUGAGUAUUCCAUGACAUGGGGCUGGGUGUAGAUAGUUGUGUUAAGAGGUAACUGUUAGUGUCAAAGUUACUGGUUUAUUGAUUUUGGUGUGGGCAUAUUCGAGAUAUUUCAGUCCAGCCAGCUUGUUAAGUGUUGGUUGUUACUAUGAUAACGUUAUAAAUCCCUCUAAUUUUGGCAUGCUGUGGUCACAUUUGUCUCGUCAAGAUUUCCAGCUUUACUUAGGCCAGUGGUUGCUAACCUGUAGAACUCAAUCACAGACAUUUCUUUGAGGGAAUUCUUUGAAACAAGUAUUAGAUGAUAGACAGAAUGAUAGCCAUUGAUGUUUCAGUUUAAACUGUGAGUUGCUAAGAUUAUUUGCUUUGGUUAUGUGGAUCACUUGAAGAUUGAUUUCAUUUAAUUAAAUGUAGUUCCCAUGACCUUUCAGAUUGCCUUAUGUAACCUUUUAAUCUUCUAUGCCAUAAUAUAAAUAGCUCAGCCUUUAUUUUCAUAUUUUUCCUCAGAGAUCAACUUUCUAUCUUGCUCAGUUUCUUUUAAUUUCUCCAAAUAAUUUUUGUGAUUUCUUUCCCCCAAUCAUGCUGUGGGACCAUAUCAUCAUCCAUAUACCAAAAGGCUUGCAGCGUGUUGGUCAAAAUUCUAUAUUUGCCUUUUGCAGUCAUUUUAGUAUGAUCAUAGAGUGAGGAAUCAUUGUAUAUAAAUAGAGAAUAUAGAGAACAUCUAAGUUCGUACUGGAAGCCAAAACGUAUUAAUAGCAAAAGAGAGAGGCAUGGAAGUGGUGAGGAAGGAAAGUGAAAGAGUAAUACUGUUAAAGCAAUGAAAGCAAGACAACACAAGCUUAUCACAAAGUCUAUGUAUAUGCAUUAUUUUUAUUUAUUUAUAUGUAUUUUAUUUUAUUUUAUUUUAUUUAUUUAUCCAUUAUUUAUUUAUUUUUUAUUUUUUUUUGUUUGUGUACAUUUUAGGUUCAAAGACUAUAGUAUUUACCAUGUACAUAAUUGUUGACUGUGAUUACUUUCUUUUUUUUCUUCAUGGAUUUUGAAGUAUAUUUACUUCUUAAAAGAGAAUAGCCAUUUAUUCCUCAGAUAAUGUAGGAAAUUACAGACACAUGGAUAUGUCAUUCUAUUAAAUUGCAUUCUAUUAAAUUGUAUAGGAUAUGUCAUUCUAUUAAAUUGCAUUCUAUUAAA